Camelina sativa (false flax) is the source of this 932-nucleotide messenger RNA. NCBI's taxonomy places the organism in Eukaryota, Viridiplantae, Streptophyta, Magnoliopsida, Brassicales, Brassicaceae. The record is from RefSeq and is a predicted model, not a curated record.
UGUAGACUAACUCUGCAGUCAAGGAGGCUCUCAAGAAAGGUAGUGUGGCGGUGAAAAGUAACAGUGCAGUUGUUGAGGCAACUUGUCAGGAAGACAUGGUAGAAACGAUAUGUAUUCCGGAUCUCAUUGGCGAUCCAGAUGUGCCUAUUGCAUUGGUGAAGGAACCAGCCCGAACAGUUAAGAUUCAUCCGCUGACGCAUGAUUUUAGUUCAAAUCAGAUCAAAGAAGCGCUAAGAUUCUGUAGGAGCAACAUAUCAAAGUUUAUCUUGGGUUCAUCGAGAACAGAUGCUUUCGUGGAGUUUGAGACGGAAGACGGCAAAGAGAGAGCACUUGCAGAGCAUUCAAUUAGCAUCUGCAACACACAAUUGUUUAUCUCUAGGAUUGAUAUACCGAGGACAACCGUGGCAAGGAUUUCAAACUUGUCGGAAUCAGCAGGGAGAAAUGUACGAGCAUUGUGUUCUCCUUAUGGACAGAUCAAACAGGUGUAUAUGAAAGGAUACGACAUUGCAGAUGUGCAUUUUGAUGUCUCUGAGUGGCCAAACAUGCUCACCAUUCUCAACAGCUUGAAUGGUACGGAGAUAGAUGGUAACAAGUUGGUGGUUCGAGCUGCAAAAGCAGUAAUACCUCCUGAAAUUUUGAGGGUUUUGUGGAAAGAUCCUAAAGAAAAGAGAUUUGUGAAAAGUGUAAUUAGGAAUCUGGUGAGAGAGAUUGAGCAGCCUAUAGAUGCAACUAGUUGCCACACACUUAUGGCAGAUUUACUACUAUAGCUUCAUGUAAUCUUAAGUAUCUCUUCAAGAUUAGAGGCUAGAGAGCCUAGCUAGAGCCAUUAUUUUGGUAAAACGAAUUAAAGGAGGGAAUCAAAUAUGCCGAUCUCAAAUUCAAAAUUAGAUUGGUAUUGAAGUUUUUUUACGUACUAUUUGGUAUGCUCAAUA